Spathaspora passalidarum NRRL Y-27907 is the source of this 267-nucleotide messenger RNA. RefSeq lists its product as uncharacterized. The record is from RefSeq and is a predicted model, not a curated record. The transcript has a single exon. Gene Ontology annotation, biological process: iron-sulfur cluster assembly. Gene Ontology annotation, cellular component: mitochondrion; L-cysteine desulfurase complex. Bases 1 to 267 code for a protein of 88 amino acids. Lineage: Eukaryota; Fungi; Ascomycota; Pichiomycetes; Serinales; Debaryomycetaceae.
AUGGCCAACUCAAAGCAAGUUUUAGGCUUAUAUAAGCAAUUAUUAGAAAAAGCUUACAAGUUUGACAACUAUAAUUUCAGAGAAUAUUCCAAGAGAAGAAUCCAUGAUGCAUUCAAAGACAACAAGGGCCUCUCAGAUCCAAAGGCCAUUGAUGAAUUUUACAACAAAGGAAUAGACAGUUUGGCUCUUUUACAUAGACAAACCACCAUUUCUCAAAUGUAUACCUUUGAUAAGUUGGUUGUUGAACCAUUGAAAAAGCACCAUUAA